Molecule: messenger RNA, 1473 nt
Organism: Arabis nemorensis
Lineage: Eukaryota; Viridiplantae; Streptophyta; Magnoliopsida; Brassicales; Brassicaceae
Source: the annotation of a GenBank genome assembly
AUGGAAGCUGAGGAUGUGCUUGACCUACCAGCUUCAAGCAAUUCUGGUUUGGUAAUACAGAAAAAUGGUCUUGAAUCUGGGAAUGGGUCACCUGAGGCUAAUCCUUUAGUUAGUAAUGAGGAGAAUAUGUCAAGAAAUUUAGAUAUGGAGAAAGGUUUGGAACUAACGGAAGAGAAUUUGACAACUUUGGGUGGUCGGUGUUCUGGGGAAGUAUUAGCAGAGCAGGUUAGCGACGUUUUCAAUGCAAGUAUUGAAAGUGUGGUGGUAGAUGAGAAUUUGGGUAUCCAAAAGGAGACACUAAUUCAUAAUGCCACAUUGGAUGUUAGUUGUAUCCUUCUUUUGCUCUUCUUUGUCAAAGCCAAAUCAGGUGUUAAAAGACCCCGGGCAUCUUCUGACCAACAGCAACCUACAGUCCAUGUUACUUAUAAACACUUGACCAGAGCUAGUAAGCAGAAGCUGGAAAGUUUACUACGCCAAUGGUCAGAAUGGGAGGCAGAAUAUACUUCAUUGGCUCAGGAUCAAGAACAACCAUUAGAAUCUGGCGAGGAGACAUGUUUCCCUGCUUUACGUGUUGGAUUGCAGAAGACUUCGUCUGUGUCAUUCUGGAUCGACAACCAAACUGGUCCUAAGCCGUUGGAAGAGUUUGUUCUAGUGGAAAGUAGCACCACUCCUCUUUAUGACCGUAAAUUUGCAAUCGGUUUGAAUUCAGCAGAUAGAUCAAAUAACUUGGAAGGGGGGUUGGAGAUUAUUGAUGAUCCUCCACGUUGCUUCAAUUGUGGUGGCUAUAGUCAUUCCUUGAGAGAAUGUCCAAAGCCUUUUGAUCGAUCAGCGGUUAAUAGUGCUCGGAAGCUUCAAAAAUCCAAACGAAAUCAGAAUAGUGCGUCCCGUCUACCAUCGCGAUAUUAUCAAAAACCUGAAAGUGGAAAGUAUGAUGGCUUGAAACCUGGCACACUUGAUGCAGAAACACGUCAGCUUCUGAAUCUUGGGGAACUAGAUCCUCCUCCAUGGCUUAACAGAAUGCGAGAGAUUGGGUACCCUCCGGGAUAUUUAGGAGCUAAACUAUACCACAUUCUCACGCCUUAUAUUGUGUCUGUUUCUUCCUGUGCUAUGUCUUUAGCUCCAGAAGAUGAUCAUUUGUCUGGAAUCACUAUAUUUGGAGAGGAGAAAGAAGAGACUCGGGAGGAAAUAGAGAGUGAGGAUGGGGAAAUCUUGGAAAAAGUAACCCCUCCAGAGCCACAAAUGAAAAUGACAGUUGAGUUCCCGGGUAUUAACGCUCCAUUACCAGAAAACGCAGAUGAGUGGCUUUGGGAAGCUGCACCUUCAUAUAGGAGUAGUAGAAGCAACGGCCGAUGGCAACAAAGAACUAGCAGAGGACAUGAUUAUAGAGACGAUGGUCCGCUUGGUGUUGAGUCAUCAAGUUAUCCUCCACGCUAUGGUAGUAGAAAUGACUAUGGAUUUAGCAGCAGAAGAUGA